CAAAAACCCCUUUCAACAGUAUAAAUACGCAUCAUUACUUCAUAGAUUCUCAACACUCUCAUUCUCCACAAUUUCAUUCUCUAGAAUCAACGUAAUUUACCAUGGCACACGCCGAUCCCUUUUCAACGUCGACAAUGCUCAAUGCUUCACACCAUCUCCGUUUUGCCGCCGCAAGAGAACCCAUCUCAGAAGGGUAUCCGGCGGUUGCUCCUCCUCAUCCACGUGGCUUCUCCGUCAAGUUUCCUCCUCCGGGAUUCACCCCAUCUCCGUCACCUUUAACUAACUCAUUCUUCACCGCCUUAACUCCAAAAAUGGAUGUUCUACAGAUGAUCUUAAAGUUAGACCAAAGAGAGCUUCAAACGAUGGCGUCAUUGCUGACAUCAGAUUCCGAUUACUUCUUGAUGAUCGCAAGAAACAAGAACGGCUCCAAACAACAGAAACUUCUGGGGAUAACAGAUGACGUGGACACUUUAUUCGCCGCCACUAUCUUGCGCCGCUUCCUCCACAUCAUCACCGACAAGUACGCAUCGUACGUGGCGAGACGGGGGAUAGCAGUUUUCAAUAAGAAGAAGAAAGAAGCAAUUUACGAGCGCAUUCUCCAUUACGCGCUAUACAUAGCGCGUGACAAACACGGUUGCCUCGCGCUCAACGACAUCAUAACCGACGCGGACGAUCUUUACUACAAAAACAAGCUCUUUGACGUAAUCGCGCACAAAGCUAUUUUACUAAGCAACGAUGCUUAUGGGAACUUUGUGAUACAACAGGUGCUUAAACUGAAUGACUUGCGUUGCAAGAACAACAUCGUCGCUAGUCUACGUGGCCACUUUGUUGAUCUCUCGAUUCAGAGAUAUGGAAGCUACAUUGUGAACCUGCUUUUGGAGACGGAGGAGUCAAUGGUUGUGGUGGUGGAGGAGCUUUUGGAAGGAGAUAUGUUGAUGAGGUUGACGAGGAAUGUGUAUGGGAAUUUCGUGGUGUGCAAGGCACUGAGAGUCACGCAGAAGGAGAUGGUUAGGACUGAUCUGUAUUGGGGUUUGGUGCAUAAGCUCAAGCCUUUUCACAAUCCCUUGCGUAGGUCUCGUGGAAGCAAUUCUUGGACUCAAUUCGUUAGUGUUGGAAUAUUGAGAGAAAGAAGAAACAGAGUGCAAGAGACAUUUGUCUCUUCUCUUGUAAAGAAGACAAGAACGAAAAUAACUCUUUUGAUUAAACUGAAACUUGUUGUUUUUUUUACAUGACGAUACAAUGAGUUUAAAUAGAAAACAACUAGACACAACACAUGAAGAGUUGUGUCUCUUCGUACUUGUGACUUUUGAGUGAAACAACACAAACUUAUAACCGUUAACUGAAAACUCAAUUAUCAA
This is a messenger RNA of Arabidopsis lyrata subsp. lyrata, 1358 nucleotides long. RefSeq names its product putative pumilio homolog 20. The record is from RefSeq and is a predicted model, not a curated record. NCBI's taxonomy places the organism in Eukaryota, Viridiplantae, Streptophyta, Magnoliopsida, Brassicales, Brassicaceae. Gene Ontology annotation, molecular function: mRNA binding. Gene Ontology annotation, cellular component: cytoplasm. Gene Ontology annotation, biological process: post-transcriptional regulation of gene expression.